Messenger RNA from Phragmites australis (common reed), 735 nucleotides. RefSeq lists its product as uncharacterized. The transcript is spliced from 2 exons. NCBI's taxonomy places the organism in Eukaryota, Viridiplantae, Streptophyta, Magnoliopsida, Poales, Poaceae. Bases 161 to 481 code for a protein of 106 amino acids. The record is from RefSeq and is a predicted model, not a curated record.
UGGGAGCAUACGGGUUCCUCUUCCGCCAAUCCCUCUUCUUCGCCACGUAGCUCUCUUCGUCCGUUCUUCCUUCUGCUCCGGCAAGUCCGGGACAGCUUCGCAGAAGGGCCAAGAAAUCAGUCGUCAGGUGAAUCGGGAGGAGCGGUAUCCUGAGGAGGAGAUGAUCACGCGAGCGAAGCUCGUGGAGCAGUUGAGGGACCACCAGAUCCGGUCGGCCCAGUCCUACUCAGCCGCCCUCGCCGUCUUCUCGCCCAACCCCCACAUCGCCUCCAGGAGGGAUCUCAAGGUUGCUCUCAUCUAUGCUGUAUUGUUUUGUUUUCUCAUGGUAUCCUGCUAUGUUGCCCUUUACUUGAAAUGGUUCAGACUUUCAGCCAUGUUUGUAUUUUUCGGAAUUCUUCUCCCAGUAAGUCUCAAAAUCUCUAGGCAUGGAAGGCUCAAGAGGAAAAGAGAAAGGAGAUUGUUGUUACCUCUGUCCAUGUGAAUAUGUUUUGAUAUCUUGUAACAUUUCAGUAAAAUUGCUCAACUACAGAUAGGAAAUUCCUGGCGGAUUACUCAAUUAACAGCCCCAGCUUACACUUUCCAAAAUGUUGUAUGUAUCACUUGUUCUGCUGUUAUGCGCAUGCGUACAUAUGCUCCGACACUCCUGUCCUGGUUUCCCGCCUUUUCUUUUUUCAAACUUAAUCCUGGACAGAUAAUGCAUAUUGUUAGAGUUUCUGACAGCAGAUCUUGGACAAA